UGUAGAUCUCAAUAAAAAUGUCCUCAAGGAACAUACCAGAUCAUUUGCUUCAGUAUUUACCGAGGCUCAGAAGAAAAUGAAAAAGGUGAGGAAUAGUAUAUAUGAUAAAAAUAUCUCUAGUGUAUAAAAUAUAUGAUAAAAGAGCCUCUAAACAUCAUAACCAUCUGGGCACUAGGCUAUUCUGUGGCAUACCCCUAAAGCUUUGUAGCACCCUCAUUCCUCCCAAAAAAAAGAGAACUAGACAUCAACUAGCUAAUACAUACUUAUAUGGGAAUAAUGGCAACAGGACGCUCCGAUGAACGAACCAAUUCCGGUAGUGUGUGUGUGUGUGUGUGUGUGUGUGUGUGUAAAAGUUAUGUAUAGAUUUUUUCUGGAAUAACCCAUUUUAUUUCAUGAUUUUGUCACAAUCAUUAAUUACUGAUGACUGUUUUUCAUUGUAGACAUUUGGUUAUGAACUUGUUGAAGCAGAACAAAAUAAACAAAAAUUUUAUAUUCUUCUCAACAAGAUGCAAGAAGAGGCAAAAGAAGUUGUUUGCAGUAAUCCAGAUGACCAACCCAGGCUGGGCCUUUUGUUGGUUAUUUUGGCAAUAAUAUUUAUGAAAGACAAUGUUUUGCCUGAGGGUACUGAAUUAUGUAUUAAUAUUUUCAUUCACUCUCUUCAUCCUGAUACAAAUUUGUUGAAUUUUGUUUUAUUUUAGGAAUGCUAUGGGACACAUUAAAAAGACUUGGAGUGAUUAAGGGGUAAAUAUUUCUUCGCCAAAUAUAUGAUAUGAUUGCAAGGAUUUUUAUCACUUGACUGAAUGAAAUUGUUUAAGAAUGUUUGGUAAAAUUUAGUGGCAAAAUUAUCACCAAAAUCUGCUUGAGCAUACUGGUACUUGGCAGAAAAUCUUUAACAAAAUAUCCUCACAGAGAAUUUUCAUAGAUCCUGCGGGAAAUUUUUGUUGUCUUAUGUACUGGAAUGCCACUUAUUGUUUAAAAUUUCCAAAAGCAUUUUGCAAUUUGAGAUUGUCUUGUACAUUUAUAGAGAGGUCCAUGAUAUAUUCGGUGAUGUGGAUAAAUUGAUUACAGUGGAAUAUGUGAAACAAAUGUGAGUGAUAGCCUGCACAACGUAACUCUACAUGCAUCCGAUUUGCUACAGUAUAUGUGACUCAAUAAAACCUUUGAAAUUUGGUAAUUUGCAGGUAUUUAGAUCGUAAAAAGGUUGUGACAGGUGACACAGCAACUUAUGAAUACAGAUGGGGCGUGAGAGCACAACAGGAAAUAACCAAAAGACAAGCACUAGAGUUUGUUGCUCAGGUGAGAAUGUUGGUCGAACUGAAACUGUCAACAAUGGGUGAUUCCAGUAUUAGACUAAAUUUCGAUCAAGGCAAGAAGAACGAACUCCAACACCACAGCUAGAGAGAGCGUCUUAGAAUGAGUAGAACUGCAAAGAUUGGUUGCUAAAUGUUGUGAAAUGACGAAAAUAUAGCCCUGUGAAGUUCGCAAAUUUUGUAUAUAUUUGUAUUACUUGCGGUAAAAAUAACCACUUUGGGCUAAAUAAUGUUAUUUUUCCCCCGCGUAAUGCAAAUAUACACAAAAUUUGCAAACUUCACAGGGCUAUAUUUUCCUUAUUUUACAACAAUUCCAACCAAACUUUGCAAUUUCACCCAUAUUAAGAUGCUGUUUCCAGUUAUGGUAAUGGUUUCCGUUCUUCUUGUCUAGAUCAAAAUUUCAUCUAUAGUCAUCCAUUCACAAGCAUGUCAUUUGUCACUAGUUUAUCUCAUUUUGUCCCUAUUUUGUUUUUGUAAAUAAAACUUUUCACAUAAAAUUAAAAAAUUUAAAAAUUUUUGAUAAGAAAAAUUGGGAUGCCCCCCCCCUCCCCCAUUCUCCCCCGUUUGCAAGGCUAGGAGGUGUGCACACCCCCAUGCAUCAUCCCAUUCUUGUGUAAACCUGAUAUCAAUGUUAAACAUUUUCCAGGUGUAUGGCACAGAGGUGCAGGCGUGGACUGCGAAAUUCAAGGAAGUGGUUGAAGAGGAAGAAGGAGACUCAGGCAGUGAUUGAACCUGCAGUAAGGUGGAAUUUAAUUAGAAACCUGAAACACAAGGUAACAUGAGGUACUGAGUGUCCUUAGGGAAAGUUGUGAGCAGGUCUAUGUUUAAAUUCUUUUAUUAGUUAAACUGUUAGUAUGUUCUGUUGAUCUGCCUUCAGAUGGGACUGGGUAUCACUAAGCACUAUUGUACAGCAACCUGCGGUUAUCAGAGUCAGACAAUGUUUUUUAUUAUAUAUUUUGAAGCAAAUAAAUAAAGAUGUAUGCCCUGCUCAAAUGAGAAUGAGAUUUGAUGAGGGACUAAAGGUUGAGAAGCGAGAGUUUGCGUUUCAACUCUCAUGCCCUGGUCAAACGAGAAAUUGCACGAGAGUUGAUGAGAGUUGAGAAGCGAGAGUUCGGGUGAGAGUUUUCUCAACUCUCAUGCCCCGAUCAAACGAGAACGUGAUUUGCGUGAGACUAGAUGCUCUCAUCUAGAGCGAGAGUUUGCAUGAGACUAGAAGCGAGAGUUUGCAUGAAAAUUUGCAUGAGAAUUUGCAUGAGAGAGUUUGCAUGAGAAUUUGCAUGAGAGUUUGCAUGAGACUAGAAGCGAGAGUUUGCAUGAGAAUUUUUUCAACUCCAUGUCCCGGAGUUGAGUUGCCACACUGUAAAUUUAAAGGAGUUGGUUCAACUCAAUGUUAUUCUUUCACCAUUUUUUCUGACCGAAUAACACUUAAAUUGGAGUGGAUUCAAGACAUUGUCAGUCAAACGAGACAAACUCUCGUCAACUCUCAUCAAAAUUUGAGCUCAAAUUCGACGAGAAUUGGUGGUAAAACUCUCAUCAACCUUCAUCCUAGUUUCACAGAGGCUUUAGUUCAUUUACUUGUUUCUGUAAGUGUCGCAUUUCCGACAUUCACUGGCACCAUCUGCUAGCCUACAGCAGUUGCUUAACCCACCAAUAUUCACACAAGGAAAGAUGGAUGCUUUUCUGGACACAAACUAUGCAGUAUUCAAUUUAGGGUCAUGGACAAAACAAGUUAUGUGAACUCAUUAACAAUGUUAUACUAUUAUAUCACCAUUGACAAAAUGUUAUACUAUUAUGUAAUUAUGACUAUAUAUGGUUAUGAAUACGCAAAUGAACUGGUUUUCACUGUAAAUUUCAGAGAGUUGAACCAAUUCCAAAAGUGUUACCAAACACGGUGACAGAAUAUCAGUUUUGGAGUUGUUUCAAAUCCUUGGAAUUUACAGUGAGAAUAUACCAAAUUUGUAAUUGUAGACAUAUAUAUGUUUUAUAAAGCUUUUUGUUCAUUACUUUUGUUUGUCUGACGGAU
Paramuricea clavata is the source of this 3333-nucleotide messenger RNA. Lineage: Eukaryota; Metazoa; Cnidaria; Anthozoa; Malacalcyonacea; Plexauridae. The record is from the annotation of a GenBank genome assembly.